Messenger RNA from Penicillium atrosanguineum, 786 nucleotides. RefSeq names its product LPS-induced tumor necrosis factor alpha factor. The record is from RefSeq and is a predicted model, not a curated record. NCBI's taxonomy places the organism in Eukaryota, Fungi, Ascomycota, Eurotiomycetes, Eurotiales, Aspergillaceae. The transcript is spliced from 3 exons. The coding region runs from base 1 to 786 and encodes 261 amino acids.
AUGUCAUCCGGAAAUGUGAACUUGAUCGAGGGCAAGAAAAGACCAGCUCUUGAGCAGGCCGGCGGGAUUCAGAAAAAGCCAAUGACUAAUCCGAACACCAACCCACAAGAAAUGCGUGACACCCAGAUCGCCUACCACAGUUCAGUUGAGGGUAAGGAAAACCCUCUUGACGCCUGUGUGAACAAAAUGGACAGCGAGGCGCCGUUGCUGCAAUACGAUCCCGAGCAGAGAAUAGCCGCUAACGAAUGCGGCUUCGGCCUUCUUGCGGAACUACGUGAAAUGAACCACAAGAUCAAUAAACUCGAAUCUCAUUUCCAGAAACUCGAAUCUCAUCGCCAGAGCCAUCUGGACAUCCGUCAAAAGGCCAUUUCCACAUGGGUACGAGAUGCGCUUAACAAAGACACAGAGCGCGGGAAGGAGGAAAUCCGCCGACUGAACAAGGAUAUUAUCCACGGCGGCGAUGUGCGUUCCGAUGCUAUGGUAGUCACUGAGCGCUACAAGAAAAGCAGCACCGAAUGGCAAUAUUUCCGUACUCUGUAUGGCCUCACCCCGGACAAUGUGAACGAUCUCGACCAACAGAAAUGUUAUAGAUCUCUGCAGGCCUUGGAUAGAGCGGCUUCUAUCUUGCUCAAGAACGCUUGGACAAGCCUCCCUACUGAGGCGAUGGGUAAGGAACGCGAGGAUCUUGUCGCUAUGCUGCUGGAGGAGAGAUAUGAAGAGUCUGAGAAGAUGAGCAGCACUUUUAUUGGCGGGAACGAGUCGUCUGUGGCUGAAGAGUAUUUCUAG